UAAAAAUCAAGAGCAGUGCCGGCUCGGGUAACUUUCACUACACCAUCUCGACCCCCAAGAAUCCGUCGGCCAAAUCGAUCGAUAAGACUCUGCCCACAGUCUUGUUCCUGCACCCGGUUUACAUUGCAUCGGACAUCUUCGAACGUGGGUCCGGAUUCCCUUUGCAUUUUUUUCCGGCUGACUCUCGCGACAGUCCAGUUCGCCGACACGAAUCUGCGGAGAUUCAAUCUCGUUGCGCUGGACUUGCGGAGUCAUGGUGACACUUCUGCCAAAGUUGGGUCGACUUACGGGCGAGAUGAGGCAGCGUCGGACAUAGACAAGUUUCUGGAUGCACUAAAGAUCUCAGCGUGUCAUCUGGUGGGCGUUUCCAUGGGAUCCUGCAUCUCGCUCCAAGUUGCGAUAUCAUAUCCUGCGAAAGUGCUUUCGGUCACGAUGAUCUCUCCGCUGCCUUUGAUCGAGUGAUCUCAGCCUCAAGACGUCGCGGAGGGUCGACAGGAAAUUCACGACUGCUGGUGCGAAGCAUUCCAGGGAAAGAGCGUCGACAAGCUCGCACUGCAGGAUGCUGUCCACGGGGCACUACAGCUGGGCUUCAAUGGAGAAGAAUCAAGUUUCAACCAAGCGCUUAUCUCCCGAGUCUUGCCAAUCGCGACGAAGAAUUGGGGCUCCAAAUCAAAGUUGGAGGAAUUUCGCACCGUCACGGUCGAUUUUUUCGUCAACCGCACAGCGCAGACUCCCGACGCAGUGCGCAAGAUACGAAGUCCCAUCAAGCUCGUCCACUGCGGGGCAGAUGUUGCUUACGGGAUCGACUAUUCCAAGGAGGUUCUUGCCUUGUUGCAAGGAAACGGAGUCAAUGCACAGCUGUUAGAGGUUCCUGAUGCUGCUCACUUUGGAAACGUUUCGAAGCCACGCGAAAUCAACGCACUGAUUUAUGCUACUGUGAUCGAGAACUCCCCGAAUUUCAACAUUCCACCUGCCUCUGCCAGCGUCGUAUCCCCCUUCACGGCAGCCUUGGUCAAAGCAGGUUAUCGCCUCAAUGACACCGAUUCAGACUCGGAUUGAUGUCUUGUCGAGUCAGCAGGUGGACUAUUUGUUGGGUUUCUCGUAUUCUAUUAUGAGGUUUAUUUGUUGCAUUUUACGACGAUCAAGAUAUUUCUCUGUCCAUC
Messenger RNA from Mycena citricolor, 1163 nucleotides. Lineage: Eukaryota; Fungi; Basidiomycota; Agaricomycetes; Agaricales; Mycenaceae. The record is from the annotation of a GenBank genome assembly.